AUGCCAGCAAGCGGUGUGUGACGGAGCGUGCUUCUAGCACCCCUAGCUGACAGUCCCUUUAGUGGACUUGUUGCAUCUUCUAGGUGUCCUGCAAACAAAACACAGACUUUGGCUCGUCUUCCACUCAAGAUUUUCUGCUUGAUCGUUCCUAUUUGUUGGCCCUAAUUCUAAUCCCUUGGCAUUAGCUGAAAUGGCUCCCUUUGAAUUGUGUGACUCAUCGAGCAAAAGAAAUAUAACGGAGUCCUUCUAGUUCGUAUGUGGGUGACAAAAGACUUUUCAUUGUUUAGAAUCAGCUGCCACUGCCGCGCGGGGUUGCUGCACGGUCUGUGGCGCCUUGUCACGGUUCGCGCGGCUCCCCCUGUCGGAGGUUCGAGUCCUCCCUCGGGCAUUGGGGUGUGUGUGUGUGUGUGUGUGUGUGUGUGUGUGUGUGUGUGUGUGUGUGUGUGUGUGUGUGUGUGUGUUGUCCUUAUCAUGAGUUGGUUUAAGUUGGGUUAAGUAGUUUGUAAACUUAGGGACCGAUGACGUCAGCGGUUUGAUCGCACAAGCUAUUACCACAAAUUUAAUUAAAAAAAAUUAAUGUUCAACUGCCUCUUUGCGUACCGCACCGAUAAAUCCUCUAAAUCAUUUUGCCAUUGCUUUGAUCUUCUGAUGACUUUACUAGAUGCUAAAAGACAGCAUCAUCUGCAAACAAUGGCUGCUCAGAUUGCCUCCUAAAUCGUUUUUAUAGAUUAGGAACAGCACAAUGACUAUAACACUUCCUUGUUUUACUCGACGACUUUCGCGAGCUCUCACCAGGCAAACAGGAAUACGGCGGUCAUCCGGAUGGGAGGCGUCACGCUUCCCGUGGUUUGGCCGUCCUGCGGCAGACUUCCGCUGCGCCCGCCGUCAUAUUGAGCGCGCGCUCCCUGCGGCGCGCACUGCUUCUGUUUGCUCCCCGGUGUCGACAGCGGACAAUGCAGCCGGCGGGCGUAUUUGCCACAGUGGCAGCUCUGCUUGCAGCAAACGGGACGUCGGUGCUGGACUGCGUCUGCAGCCACCUCAAAUCUGGCACAUUCUCUCAAAGUUUCCGUCUAGCUCUCAUAGUAAGGGGCUACUGUGUUCAUGAAGAUUGGUCACUGGGGCUCGGACCGUGCGGCACCGCGGAGGAGCCGCUCCCCGCGUGGUCAGCUGCGCGACGCCUGGCAGUCCGCCUCUGGGACUCCGAACUGCCGCCGCCGCCAGCAGGUGGAGCGGAGGAGGGAGGGGGUUGCGCCGGCGCCCUGGCGCAGAUCCGCCGCCUCACGUGGAACGAAACCUUCGAACUCCUCGUGGACCUCGACUGCCGGAUCGCUGACGACUGUAUCGACUCCCGCUGUGUACCGACGUUGAACAACAUGGAAUGGAACAUGACAGCGCUGCAAACGGAUGAUCUGAGGCAUCAUAUCGUGUCCCAGUCAGCGCAUGCUGUUCGACGCAUCACAAGAGCCACGUUCAGCAGGGUGAGAUGUGAGGCGCGGCGUCAUGUUCAGUUUAAGUGGAGGAAUAAACCUGUCCGUCGUCUCCCGUCUUGUGCAGAGCUGCAGGCCCAGGCGGCUGUUUUCCGGGAACGACUCUCCAGCUACAGGCGGGACUUGGCGCAGCUGCUCUCACUCGGUGUGACGCACGCCUCACAGCUGUUGGUUCCCCUCGCAUUCGAACGUAUGGGUAACCACGCAAGUGAUCAGCAACUCCACGGUUGGAUUAAGGACAUGAAACGUGUGAAAGACAUGCUGCGCACGAAAUUAACCAGAUGGUUACAGGACUUGCAAUUCUCCAGCAAACAGGUGGAGCACUACGAGGUGGAAGAAGAGAAGGACAGGCGAUGGCACUUGAUACUCAGGCGGCCGCUGUUGAGUGAACGCCUGCUGCGGUAUCAGCCGUGGAGACUCUCCUCUGACGACUACUUCAGUGCGCUGUGCAAGGAGCGGCAGCCAGAGGCGUCGCAAAUGUUCAGCCUUGCUGACGAUCUGUACGCUUUCCAUCGUGUCCACUGGGUCACUACAGCUGAGUACAUCGAUACAUUCUACAAAGAUGUUUUCAAGAUUGUAGACGAGGAGUGGCAGCUGGAGGACAGAAGCCACGCUACGCUCUCUGUGAACACUGACUGCGUGCAGCUGUUGGUGAACGCCCUGGACCACCCCACGUGUCCGCUGGAAGACCUGCCACUGGAAGCCGUGAAGCAGCGCGAGCGGUGCCGCGUGCAGCUGUGGGACGACGUGGUGCAGAGGUCGCCCCACAUACCCGUCACCAGCUACCUGGCCUACACGCAGAGGGUAAACGUCAACCUCUGCCUGCUGGCCUGGAUGGCUGUCAACUCGUACGGCAUUUGUCAGGACGUGCCGUUCAGUAUGACACAGUCCGUGCACGAUGCUCGCUGCUAUUUCAAUAGUCCUGAUGAUCAAUCGUGUCUGCAGUCGAACGCUACAGACGCCAUCUGCUCUGUUUCCAGAGCUAUUCUGUUGCUAAAGUGUCGCGACUUCUCCUCCAUUAGGACAUCCCAUAAUUGUAAGUUCGCUAGUUUCGCAUUUGGAUUAUUGCUUAGUAGUAGGAGUGUACUGUAUGAAAAACUAACAGAAGAAACAGUGAACUACAAAAACAGUUUAACCGACGCCACCUUGAAAUACAAGGAUUUCAAAAUAGACAGCUUGAAGCCUUUAGAAAUCUCAUUUAUAUCGGUAAAUAUCAUUUUCCGUUUUUCGACUGCCGGAGUAUACUUGUAUCUUCCCCAGUUACGUAACUUGCCUGGAAAGAUAUUCUUGUCCUUUCAGAUCACGUGCAUAACCCAGAUCCUGUGUUCUGAGGUCGUGUAUCGUAUGGCAGGCGUCCCUGACUUACCUACAGCAGUGCUGAUAGACAGCGCCCUCACACUUCUCAGCUGUAUCUGGCUGAACUCAUUCUGCUACCAGAUGUAUGCUUGUGUUCGCCAUCUCAGGCUUCCUGACCAGCUUCUACCUGCUGAAGUAAGCCAGUUAUUCUGUCGUGAGGUGCUGUGUGUGCUUAUACCGUGGAGUAUAGUAUGUGUGGCAACUGUUGCUUUGGAAAAGACGAGUAAAUAUCACCUGAUCCACAGUCGCAUAGUAGUCCUUGCAGGGAUUUCAGUGUCUGUGGCAUUCAAUUUGGUUUGUCUCGGACUGCUUGGAUACAUGUACCUACGUACUCGGUGCUCCAUGCGGCGACUCAAAAUUGUUGAUAACAAGAAAUUUGCCACAAAGAAGCAAUGUCUUUUUAUGUCAGUUAAGGCCAUUAUAUUAAGUGGAACAGGAAUUAUUAUUAGAAUUGGGUUCCACCAAGCUCAGGGAAUAGCGCAGUUAGUGUACUAUACACAUCUAGUUACGAUGGUGCAAGGACCAGUGCUCUUCGUCUGUUUCGUUUGCAAUGGAACGACGCUCCCCGUACUCAAGAACAGGAUACUUCUUUGGUGGAACCCAACCAACAUCCCUGCAGGUCUAGAGCUGUGUUCAGCAGCCGAGAGGAAUCUGGCCAGGAGAAACAAUGAACAGUCUCCCUUUUCAGAAUCCUCGCUGUAGCCUCCUUCAGUAUUUUUCGCAAAUAACUGUCUCCACACUACACUGCAUUAAGCCCAGCAAUAAAAAUGGACUCUACCUGGUAUGACAAUAUUAAAUGUCAUUAAAUCUGAUAUCGUACAGCCAGUACUUUUCCUUCCUAACGUCUCCUUCAUUUAUAACUGUGUGCUUAUUUGUGAGUGGUAGCCUCUGUCUGCCUAUUCUAAUGCACUGAGACUACUCACUAAAAUUGUUGGGAUAUGCUUUGUGUAUACAAUAGGCUGCGUCAAUCACACGGCCUGUUAUAUACAAGGAAAACGCAGCACGUUGUCGGAGGAAUUCCCGUUCGUCAGUGUCAUCUACCGUGGCGUUGGUGCAUUUCUUGACACAUGUUCGUAUGACGUCUUUUCUCCGUUUUCCGUCGAGGGUCUGUCUUUGCAGUUUGUCGAUUUUAUUAAUGUAUAAUGUAUGAUAUUAGUAUAUAUCAUAUUAUGUCUGAAACAAAGAAAUUUUCCAUAUGUGUGUGAAAGAUGUACUUUUACAUGAUUUGUAAUUCAAGUACCAUGACAAGAGACAUUCAGAUACUUAUAAAAUCAAAAGAGAGGGGUCAAUGACUGAAGUGGUGUGUGCAUGAAAGUGUAAAUGGGUUUGUUGAGCUUAUUAGUGGUUCGAUUACAUAGAGUGGCUCAAACAGGUAUAGUAAUAAAGUAACACAUGACUUGUGUGAAAUGUGGCUCGAAGUGAACGCAAAGUGUCGAAUGGCAGAGUUAUAUGAGAUUAGCAUUAUUGGGUUUGUGAGACAAGAUGGUGAUUUGUUAAGCUAGAGGUUUGUAAGGGUACUAUGGCAGAUGUUAAAAGUUAAUGUUCCAUGUGCCACUCUUGAGCAAGGAAGAACAUUACUUAAAGGCGUAUUUACAGAAACAGUACUGUGGAAGGAUAAACUUGUGCAAGUACUGUGAGUCCUGGAAAACAUGUGCCAUAGUAGCUUCACUAGAAGCACACAGUACGCCGAAAUUGUUGUGAUUCGUAAUCAAUAGACGAUCUCCCAUUUGUUCAAAUAAAACCUGAGUGAGCAAAGUAAA
Schistocerca nitens (vagrant locust) is the source of this 4603-nucleotide messenger RNA. RefSeq lists its product as uncharacterized. The transcript is spliced from 7 exons. The record is from RefSeq and is a predicted model, not a curated record. NCBI's taxonomy places the organism in Eukaryota, Metazoa, Arthropoda, Insecta, Orthoptera, Acrididae. The coding region runs from base 954 to 3545 and encodes 863 amino acids.